Molecule: messenger RNA, 4198 nt
Organism: Periophthalmus magnuspinnatus
Lineage: Eukaryota; Metazoa; Chordata; Actinopteri; Gobiiformes; Gobiidae
Product: protein NLRC3-like
Exons: 10
Coding region: 255-3275 (1006 amino acids)
Molecular function (GO): protein binding
Source: RefSeq, a predicted model, not a curated record
CUACUUCCUUCAGUUAGGUGCUUUUUCUCUGACACACUUUGGACUCUUUGGAUCCACUCAGGACUCUGGACUGAGCACGGAUUAGAGAGAGACCAGACGCAGCCCCGCCCACCACCAGCAGGGCGGCGCUGGAGAGUGAACGCUCUAUUGGACGACUGAUUGAUUUUAAACAGGAGCCUGGUCCACAGAUCCACCAGAAACAUCCUCCGUCUGAACCUGGUCCCAUCUGUGAGUCCCUCAGGAGUGACUGGUCUAUGGGACGUCCACAUGAAUUUUCAACAGAGCCAGUGGAGCAGCAGGGUCCAGAGGUCUCCAGUGGUCAGCACCAUCAGACACAGCUGGACUCCAUAUUUAAGCUUCUGGAGGAGGACAUCUUCACUUUUGUCCAGAAGGAGCUGAAGAAGAUCCACAAGGUUCUGAGUACAGAUUACCCAGAGUUCUUAGAGCCAGAGGAGGAUGAAGAGCAGAGGAGCAGCAGUGAGGCUGUUCUGAAGAUCACACUGAACUUCCUGAGGAGGAUGAAGCAGGAGGAACUGGCUGAGUGUCUGAGGAGCAGGAGUUAUUCUGGAGUUUAUCAGCGUAAACUGAAGUCUAACCUGCAGCAGAAGUUUGAGUGUGUGUUUGAGGGCAUCACUAAAGCAGGAAACCCCACCCUUCUGAAUCAGAUCUACACAGAGCUCUACAUCACAGAGGGAGGGUCUUCAGAGGUCAACCAGGAACAUGAGGUCAGACACAUGGAAACAGCCUCCAGGAAACCAUACCCAGCAGAGACACCCAUCACAUGUGAAGACAUGUUUAAAGGCCCAGCUCACACACAUGGACCAAUCAGAACAGUGCUGACAAAGGGAGUGGCUGGCAUCGGGAAAACAGUGCUCACUCAGAAGUUCAGUCUGGACUGGGCUGAAGGCAAAGCCAACCAGGACAUACAGCUGCUGUUCCCGUUCACUUUCAGAGCACUCAAUGUGCUGAAGGAGAGAAGCUUCAGCUUGUUGACACUUGUUCAUCACUUCUUUAGUCAAACACAAACAGAACUCUGCAGCUUUGAAGACCUCCAGGUGCUCUUCAUCUUUGACGGUCUGGACGAGUGCAGACUUCCUCUGGACUUCACCAAGACCAAGGCCCUGACCGACCCCACAGAGUCCACCUCACUGCACGUGCUGCUGGUAAACCUCAUCAGGGGGAGUCUGCUUCCCUCCGCUCGCCUCUGGAUAACCACACGACCUGCGGCGGCCAAUCAGAUCCCUGCUGAGUGCGUCUCCAUGGUGACAGAGGUCAGAGGAUUCACCGACCCACAGAAGGAGCAGUACUUCAGGAAGAGGUUCAGAGAAGAGGCCGACGCAAUCAUCUCCCACAUAAAGACGUCCAGAAGCCUCCACAUCAUGUGCCACAUGCCAAUCUUCUGCUGGAUCGCUGCCACAGUCCUGGAGCAUUUGUUGAACAGCAGAGAGAGAGGAGAGCUGCCCAAGACCCUGACUCAGAUGUACAUCCACUUCCUGGUGGUUCAGGCCAAAGUCAAGAACAUCAAGUAUGAAGGAGGAUCUGAGACAGACCCACACUGGAGUCCAGAGACCAGGAAGAUGGUGGAGUCUCUGGGAAAACUGGCCUUUGAGCAGCUGCAGAAAGGAAACCUGAUCUUCUACGAGUGUGACCUGAGGGAGUGUGGACUGGACGCUGUAGCGGCCUCAGUGUACUCUGGAGUGUUCACACAGGUCUUUAGAGAGGAGCCAGGUCUGUACCAGGACAAGGUCUACUUCUUCAUCCAUCUGAGUGUGCAGGAGUUUCUGGCUGCUCUUCACGUCCAUCAGACCUUCAUCAACACAGGGAUCAACCUGCUGUCAGAGAAAACACAGAGGUGUACAAAGUUCAAUGUGAAAAGAAAACUAAAGCACCUUCACCAGACAGCUGUGGACCAGGCCUUACAGAGUCCAAAUGGACACCUGGACCUGCUCAUCUGCUUCCUCCUGGGUCUGUCACUGUCAACCAAUCAGAGCCUUCUACAAGGUCUGCUGACACAGACAGGAAGUAGCUCCCCAACCAAUCAGAAAACAGCUAAGUACAUCAAGAAGAGGCUGAGUGAGCAUUUGUCUUUGGAGAGGAGCAUCAACCUGCUCCACUGUCUGAAUGAACUGAAUGAUCGUUCUCUGGUGGAGCAGGUCCAACAGUACCUCAGUUUAGGAUGUCUGUCUGAAGGUGGACUGUCUCCUGCUCAGUGCUCAGCUCUGGCCUUCAUCUUACUGUCAUCAGAAGAAGAUCUGGACCAGUUUGAGCUGAAGAAAUACUGUGCUUCAGAGGAGGCUCUCCUGAGGCUGCUGCCUGUGGUCAAGGCCUCCAACAAAGCUCUACUGAGCAGCUGUGACCUGUCAGAGAGAAGCUGUGAAGCUCUGGCCUCAGUCCUCAGCUCCUCCAGUCUCACACACCUGGACCUCAGUCACAACGACCUCCAGGACUCAGGAGUGGAGCUGCUGUGUUCUGGACUGAAGAGCGCCUCCUGCAGACUGGAGACGCUCAGGUUGUCUGGAUGUCUGGUCUCACAGAGGGGCGGGGCUGCUCUGGCCUCAGCUCUGAGCUCCGCCCCCUCCCACCUGAGAGAGUUAGACCUGAGCUACAACCAUCCAGGACCCUCAGCCGAGCUCCUGACCGCUCUACAGGACCAGCGCCCCCUGCUGUGUGUCAGGCUGGAGCCUGCAGGUCUUCACUGGUUAACCGUCUGCCCCUGGAAGAAUUUCUGUGAUCUCACUCUGGAUCCAAACACAGCUCACAGAAAACUCAAACUGUCUGACAACAACAAGAAGGUGACACAUGUGACAGAGGAGCAGCCGUAUCCAGAUCAUCAGGACAGAUUUGACCACUUGGCUCAGAUCCUGUGUUCCACUGGUCUGACUGGUCGCUGUUACUGGGAGGUCCAGUGGAGUGGAGAGGUUUAUAUUUCAGUGUCUUACAGAAGAAUCAGAAGGAAAGGAAAGAGUUAUGAGAGUUUGUUUGGACACAAUGCUCAGUCCUGGAGUCUGGAGUGUUCUGAAGAUGGUUUCUCUGUUCAUCAUAAUAAAAAACUAACCCCCCUCCUUCAGCCCCGCUCCUCCUCUUCUGGGACAGUCGCAGUGUUUGUGGACUGUCCUGCUGGCUCUCUGUCCUUCUACACAGUCUCCUCUGACCAACUGACCCACCUCUACACCUUCAACACCACCUUCACUCACACUCUGAUCCCUGGGUUUUGGCUCUGGACUCAUGGCUCCUCAGUGUCUCUGUGUCGCACAGACUCACCCUCCUCUGUGUAAAUACAACAAAUCUGUACAAAAAUCACUUUGGAAAUGUUGGUUUUAUUUGGACUUGAUUUGAGCAGAGAUUUCUUUUCUGUUAUUUCCUCUCAAAGACAAACUGCAGACAUCAGCCUCACACUCGUGUCUGUACUGAACAAACCACAAACUCAAACUCCACAUGCAGUAAGUACAGUCUGUGUAUGUGCAGAUCCAGAGGCUGAAUAAACUCCAGAGCCUCUGUGUCCGACGUCAUCACAUCUGAACAUCUGCAGCAGCUCCUUCACACAAUGGCACCACCAACAGGAUGAAUGGAGGAGGAUCCUGUUCGUGACGCCAUUCUGACAUUUAACUCAGUUCUAACACGACUUCAGACUGAACACAACAGAACAGCAGGUUUCAGAACAUUCUAAAGGACAAGGGCUUCACAGAGAUGGACAUGAGCACAGGAAGAACUAUUCAAAACUAUAUACUGUGUCUUUUCAAAGGUCAAAAGUCUUGGCACUGAAAUCCAGUUAUUUUAAACCUAAAAUGUCUCUGAUCUGAUUGGUCACUAAACCCCAGCAUCAGGACUCAGAGCUAGUGCAGCCUCUGCAGCUCAGGGACAGAGUCUGGAGGAUCUGGACACAGGUCUGUCCAUAAGAGAGAGAGAGACACCUGUCUGUCUCUCUGCAGGUCCUGGACACACCUGUAUGUGUCUCUGUAGGUCCUGGACACACCUGUAUGUGUCUCUGCAGGUCCUGGACACACCUGUCUGUCUCUCUGCAGGUCCUGGACACACCUGUAUGUGUCUGUGCAGGUCAAGCCUCUGGACACAGGUCUGUCCAUUUACUGGACACAGGGUCAGAUGUGAGUGUAGUACCUUUGUGAACCUGCAGGAGGCAGACUUUUAUUAAACUGUUUAUCUGAGUUAAUAUUAUCUUUGUCUGAUAUGUAAAAUAAAG